AUGUGGCAGAAAGUCUCGAUAAAAGGCUUACGUGCAACAGAACUAAUGACGCCUUGUUGCAUUUUAGGAUCACAGAACAAUGACUUGAAAAGACAGUUUCUGCUGGAGCGACUCCUGGAUGCAGUGAAACAGUGCCAGAUCCGCUUUGGAGGGAGAAAGGAGAUCGCCUCGGAUUCCGACAGCAGGGUGACCUGUCUGUGCGCCCAGUUUGAGGCCGUCCUGCAGCAUGGCCUGAAGAGGAGCCGGGGAUUGGCGCUCACGGCGGCCGCAAUCAAACAGGCAGCAGGCUUCGCCAGCAAAACAGAAACAGAGAGCCCGUGGUUCUGGUUCUACGUGAAGGAGGUCCUCAGCAAGUACGAGCUGCCACGCUUUCACUCCCAUGCCACAUCGCCGCGAUCCAGGAGCCGGGCCUGGCUCCACAGAUGCCCCCUGAAACCUUGUGAGCGGUACCUGCACAUGUCUGGUUUGACUGCAGGCCUUAGCACUUUUUAUGAAGACUGGUCUUUUGUGAUGGAUGAAGAAAGAUCUAGCAUGCUUCCCACCAUGGCAGCUGGUCUGAACUCUAUCCUCUUCGCAAUUAACAUCGACAACAAGGACUUAAAUGGGCAGAGUAAGUUUGCUCCUACCGUCUCAGACCUCUUGAAGGAGUCCACGCAGAACGUGACCUCCUUGCUGAAGGAAUCCACGCAAGGAGUGAGCAGCCUUUUCAGGGAGAUCACAGCGUCCUCUGCUGUCUCCAUCCUUAUCAAACCCGAGCAGGACACGGAGCCCCUGCCCGUCGUGUCCAAGCACGUCAGCACCGAUGCCAAAUGUAAAAAGGAGCGGAAGAAGAAGAAAAAGGUGACCAACAUCAUCUCGUUUGACGAUGACGAAGAGGAGAACUCUGGCGAUGUUUUUAAGAAGAUACCCGGGGCCGGGGAGAGUUCAGAGGAGAACUCCGACCGCUCCUCGGUCAACAUCUUGUCGGCCUUUGAAAGCCCCUUCGGGCCAAAUUCCAACGGAAGUCAGAGCAGCAACUCAUGGAAAAUUGAUUCUCUGUCUUUGAACGGGGAGUUUGGGUACCAGAAGCUCGACGUGAAAAGCAUCGAUGACGAGGAUGUGGAUAACAACGAGGAUGAUGUGUACGGAGGGAGCAUGUCCGGAAGGAAGUGCCUGGGACACUCGGGGUCGCCUGAGAAGCCGCUGGAUGCGAACGCCCGCCUCGCCCAGAUGCACAGCUGGGCCCCACUGCAGGUGCUCCAAGGUGACGCCGAUGUCCUCUUUCCGGUCAGCGGAGUGGGCUCGUAUGGCCCUGCAGAUGCCCCCCUUGGGAGCCUGGAGAACGGGACCGGACCAGAAGACCAUGUUCUCCCGGAGCCUGGGUCCCGGUACAGUGUGGAAGCCAGUCCUCCUGGCCAGGGAGGCCCUCUCAGCAGCCUGCUACCUUCCUCCUCGGUGCCAGAGUCGAUGACAAUUAACGAGCUGCGCCAAGCCAUCGUGGCCAUGAUGACCCGGAAAGACGAGCUGGAGGAAGAGAACAGGUCCUUGCGGAACCUGCUCGACGGUGAGAUGGAGCAUUCCGCUGCACUCCGGCAGGAGGUUGACGCGUUGAAAAAGAAGGUGGCUGAGCAGGAAGAGCGGCACGUCACGAAGGUCCAGGCGCUGGCAAGAGAAAACGAGGUGCUCAAAGUCCAACUGAAGAAAUAUGUAGGAGCUGUCCAGAUGCUGAAAAGAGAAGGUCAAACAGCUGAAGCUGUCCCAAACCUUUGGAACGUUGAUGGAGAAGUUGCAGUCACUGAGCAGAAGCCGGGAGAAGUCGCCGAGGAGCUGGCGAGCUCCUACGAGAGAAAGCUCAUCGAGGUGGCGGAGAUGCAUGGCGAGCUGAUUGAGUUCAACGAGCGCCUGCACAGGGCCCUGGUGGCCAAGGAAGCCCUCGUGUCCCAGAUGAGGCAGGAGCUCAUCGACCUGCGCGGGCCGGUGCCCGGAGAUUUGAGCCAAACAUCCGAAGACCAGAGUUUGUCGGAUUUUGAAAUAUCAAACCGGGCGCUGAUCAACGUCUGGAUCCCGUCAGUGUUUCUGCGGGGCAAAGCGGCGAAUGCCUUCCACGUGUAUCAGGUCUACAUCCGGAUAAAAGACGAUGAGUGGAACGUGUAUCGGCGGUACACAGAGUUCAGGGGUUUGCACCACAAGUUACAGAACAAGUACCCUCAAGUGAGGGGCUACAGUUUCCCACCCAAGAAGGCCAUUGGAAACAAGGAUGCCAAGUUUGUGGAGGAGCGGAGGAAGCAGCUGCAGAACUACCUGCGCAGCGUCAUGAAUAAGGUCAUCCAGGUGGCCCCCGAGUUUGCCGCCAGCCCCAAGAAGGAGACCCUGGUGCAGCUGAUGCCCUUCUUUGUCGACAUUACUCCUCCCGGAGAACCACUGACCAAGAACAGCCGACCCAAAGCGGCUUCCCGCUUCCCCAAGCUGUCCCGAGGUCACCCCAGAGAGACACGCAACGUGGAGCCCCAGAGCGGCGACCUCUGA
Molecule: messenger RNA, 2505 nt
Organism: Puma concolor (puma)
Lineage: Eukaryota; Metazoa; Chordata; Mammalia; Carnivora; Felidae
Source: RefSeq, a predicted model, not a curated record